AAAAAACUAUACCAGGUGCUUAUUUAAUGCAAUCUUUUCCUUGCGUUUGGCGGGUAUAGAAACGAACUGACGAAAAGAGCCCCAAAUAGAGAUCAAACGCUUUGAAAACGGGAGGAGAGAGAGAGCAGAACCGAACCAGAGAUACAAGGCAGAGGACUAGAGGAGGCAUGCAAGAAGCAAUUAUCUCAUUGCUCAUGUUCCUCUCUCUCUGACCAAAUCAGUUGGGCAUUGCAGAGCUUUGUUGAAUAUUCCAGCGGCGUCAAGAAGAGAGGGCUGCUCGCCUGUCCCCCAUUUUUUCCUCCCUGUAAAUUUUGUAAGGUAUACUUAUACACCGUCUGUACCAAUGGAGAUGUACGGUCGGAGCCCAGCACUGGAAGGGUCGCAAUCGGAUCCGCCGGUGGGCUGGAACUCUCCGGGAGCUGAAACGGGGCUCGAAGAACCCAUGUGGCAAUUGGGAUUGGGCAGCAGGGAUUCGUACCCGGAGCGGCCCAACGAGCCCGACUGUGUCUACUUCAUGCGUACUGGGUUCUGUGGUUAUGGUGCCAGAUGCCGUUUCAAUCAUCCCCGCGAUCGCAGUGCGGUUCUGGGAUCUGCAAGGCCCGGAGCAGGGGAGUAUCCAGAGCGGGUGGGCCAACCUGUAUGCCAGUAUUUUUUGAAGACCGGCACUUGCAAAUUUGGUGCCUCCUGCAAGUAUCACCAUCCAAGACAUGGAGGUGGAUCAGCAAUCCCUGUUUCACUAAAUUAUCAUGGAUAUCCAUUGCGACCGGGGGAGAAAGAAUGCGCCUACUAUGUGAAAACGGGGCAUUGCAAGUUUGGUGUGACCUGUAAAUUCCAUCACCCACAACCAGCUGGUGUGUCGGUGCCAGCUCCUGCACCACAGUUUUAUCCAACGGUGCAGUCUCCUUCGGUUCCUUCUCAACAAUAUGGGGGAAUGUCAGCGAGUUGGCAAGUUGCGAGGUCUCCACUCUUACCUGGUUCAUAUGUACAAGGUGCUUAUGGUCAUGUGCUGCUUUCCCCAGGGGUGGUUCCGAUUCCGGGUUGGAGCCCUUAUCCUGCACCUGUUAGCCCAGUGGCAUCUCCUGGUGCUCAGCCCACCGUUGGAGGGGGUCCUAUUUAUGGCGUAACACAACUAUCACCUUCUACACCUGCAUAUGCAGGUCCUUAUCCACCCUUACCUUCUUCUGCUGGUCCUUCAGGCAGCAGUCAGAAGGAACAUGUAUAUCCAGAGAGACCUGGCCAACCUGAAUGCCAGUACUACAUGAGGACGGGGGAAUGCAAGUUUGGAUCCUCGUGUAAAUAUCAUCACCCCCUAGAAUGGAUUACACCAAAAACAAAUUGUGUCCUCAGUCCAAUGGGCCUCCCUUUGCGUCCGGGUGCUCAGCCUUGCACUUUCUAUACGCAACAUGGAGUAUGCAAGUUUGGACCUACAUGCAAAUUUGAUCAUCCGAUGGGGAGUCUCAGUUACAGCCCAUCUGCAUCUUCUCUUGCAGAUAUGCCAGUUGCUCCUUACCCAGUUGGGUCUUCACUAGCUACUCUUGCCCCAUCUUCUUCCUCCUCGGAAACAAGGCCCGAAUUCAUUUCAGGAUCAAAAGAUUCUUUCUCAACCAGAAUGCCUACUUCUGAGAACACUUCCAGUGGCUCAAUUGGUUCAAUUUUCUCAAGGGGUGGAUCUGUCCCUCAUUCUACUGUCCAACUGUCUAGUCAGAAUUCUGCUUCUACUGGCACAGGGCAUGGCAGUGAGGUUCAUGGUUCAAGCUGAUCAAGCCAAAUCCCAAUUCUCAUUAUUCCUCUUCUGGGUCAAAUUUCAUGAGCCUCACUACGUUCAUUGUUCUUGAACCCCAGAGCCCAUUAUACAUUCAGCACUUUCUGGAUAUAAGCUUCAAUUGUCAGUCACCAAGUUCCCAUCAACAAUCCAGUCGAUAGUCCACAUUAAGUUUCAUCAACCUUGUGUCCAUAUGAUCUUUGUAUUGGCCAAAAUGCGCAUUAUGUGAUCUUUAUAUGGCCAACUUCUCAUCUUGAAUAAGCUAUAGCCAUUGCUGAAAGGUAUAGCAUUCCUAUAUAGCAAUUCUAAUAACCAUGACAAGAAGCUCCUAUGAUCAAGAAAAACUCGCAUCCCUCCUAUAAUCGAGUCCAUUGUGUUUAUUUAUGCUCUGUCCUUUUCGAAGCGGAAAGGACAAGUCCAACUUUGUUUUGUCUUUCUUUUAACAAUAUGUUUAUCCUUUUCUUUGUUUUUCAUUUUCUUCUGGUCUGUUGAAUUUGGGAACUGAGCAUUCUGUUUGGUUGUUCUAAGCUUAAUGCCAAAGCUUAGAAAGGGAUUGAAAGGUGAUCUUGCUCCCCUUCCCCUUUUUGUCCA
This is a messenger RNA of Nelumbo nucifera (sacred lotus), 2353 nucleotides long. RefSeq names its product zinc finger CCCH domain-containing protein 32. Lineage: Eukaryota; Viridiplantae; Streptophyta; Magnoliopsida; Proteales; Nelumbonaceae. Gene Ontology annotation, molecular function: mRNA binding; metal ion binding. The record is from RefSeq and is a predicted model, not a curated record.